Messenger RNA from Colossoma macropomum (tambaqui), 4621 nucleotides. RefSeq names its product protocadherin 10a (gene pcdh10a). Gene Ontology annotation, molecular function: calcium ion binding. The record is from RefSeq and is a predicted model, not a curated record. Gene Ontology annotation, cellular component: plasma membrane. Gene Ontology annotation, biological process: homophilic cell-cell adhesion. The transcript has 5 exons. Lineage: Eukaryota; Metazoa; Chordata; Actinopteri; Characiformes; Serrasalmidae. Bases 526 to 3588 code for a protein of 1020 amino acids.
CUGCGCAGAAGAGGACCGAGGCGCGUGAGAGAAACAGAGAGAGAGAGACGGAGAGGGAGAGGGAGAGCGCGAGCUGAGGAUUUGUCCGCGAGACAGAGAGAAAAGUGAGGAAGAGGAAGAGGAGGACUGCGGCUCUGGAAUGCGUUCGCCGCGCGCGUGGAGUGUUAUGAGGAGUAUAUGAGGAGUUACCGCUCGUGCUCUGCGACGGAGAUGAUGCGCGUUUGACACAGAAGAGGAUUUUUUUUGUCGCUGUUGUUGUUUUUUUUUUCAUUCAUUUCUUUCUUUGUUUCUCUUUUUCUGGCCAUGUUUACUCCCGGCUGCCCUUACCGGACUCUAUACGGGAGCUUCCGGUGCUGACGCAGUGGAAGCGCGCGCACACGGGAGCCCCAAAUAAGCACGGAGAAAUGGGUUUGGAGCAACGGAGGAGCUUUGGCACGUAACGCGCGCUGAGAGAGCGAGAGAGAGGGAAAGAGAGCGAGAGAGAGAGAGAGCGAGAGAGAGUGAGGGCACGCGCCUGUUUUGGAAAUGUUUGUGCUAGUGCUCGUGCUCUCGCUCGCGCAUGGAGGGCUCGCGCAGCUUCGUUACUCGGUUCCGGAGGAGAAGGAGCGCGGCACUUUGGUGGCCAACAUCGCCGAGGACCUAGGGCUGGACGUGACGAAGCUGCACGCGCGCCGCUUCCAGACGGUGCCCAGCUCGCGCACGCCCUACCUGGAGGUGAACGUGGAGAACGGCGCGCUGGCGGUGGGCGCGCGGACGGACCGCGAGGAGAUCUGCCGCCAGAGCGCGCAGCAGCAGCAGCCGUGCCUGCUGCACCUGGAGGUGUUCCUGGAGAACCCGCUGGAGCUGUUCCGCGUGGAGGUGGAGGUGCUGGACGUAAACGACAACGCUCCCGUCUUCCCCUCUUCCGACAUCGUGGUGGAGAUCACGGAAAGCGCCACGCCUGGCACCCGCUUCCCCCUGGAGAGCGCCGCCGACCCGGACGUGGGCACCAACGCCCUGAGCGGCUACGCCAUCACCGGCAACGAGUACUUUUCCCUGGAUGUCCAGACGCAGGGUGACGGCAACCGCUUUGCCGAGCUCGUUCUGGAAAAGCCGCUGGACCGCGAGCGCCAAGCUGUCCACCGUUACGUUCUGACUGCGGUGGAUGGUGGCCAGCCACAGCGCACCGGCACUGCCCUGCUGGUGGUGCGGGUGCUGGACUCCAAUGACAACGCGCCUGUGUUUGACCAGCCCGUGUACACCGUCAACCUGCGUGAGGACGCAGCACCUGGAACGCUGGUCAUCCAGCUGAACGCUACGGACGUGGAUGAGGGCACCAACGGAGAGGUUGUUUAUUCCCUCAGCAGCCACAACCUGCCCAGCGUGCGCCAGCUGUUCGCUGUGGACGCCCGGAGUGGCCGCGUGGAGGUGGCCGGUGCGGUGGAUUAUGAGGAGAGCAACACGCACCAGAUUUACGUACAAGCGCGAGACAUGGGACCCAACGCUGUUCCGGCGCACUGCAAAGUGCUUGUAAAAGUGGUGGAUGUGAACGACAACGCGCCUGAGGUCAGCUUCAGCACGGUGAGUGAAACGGUCAGCGAAAGCUCCGCGCCGGGCACCGUGGUGGCCAUGCUGAGUGUUUCCGACAAGGACUCUGGAGAAAACGGGCAGGUGAGCUGUGAGCUGCUGGGUGACGAUGCUGCACCAUUCAAGCUGAAACCGUCCUUUCGGAACUACUACACUGUGGUGACUGACGGCCAGCUGGACCGCGAAACGGCCGACAGCUACACGCUAACAGUCGUAGCGCGAGAUGGUGGGACUCCGCCCCUUUCCACUAGCAAGUCUGUAAGGGUGCGAGUGUCUGAUGAGAACGACAACGCGCCUCGCUUCACGCAGCCUGCGUAUGACGUCCAUGUUAGCGAGAAUAACGUGCCCGGCGCGUACAUUUACGCUGUUAGUGCGCUGGACCCAGAUUUGGGUGCUAACGCUCGUGUUAGCUAUGCUAUCGAGGAACGCGAAAUCCAAGGAAUGUCUGUGCUCACGUACGUGUCUGUGAACUCGGAUAACGGCUACCUGUACGCGCUUCGCUCCUUCGACUACGAACAAAUACGGGAGUUCAGUUUCACCGUCAGCGCCCGGGACUCCGGCGACGAGCGGCAGCUAGCGGACAACGCCACCGUACGAGUUGUGGUAGUUGACCAGAAUGACAACGCGCCUAGCAUCAUCGCACCCAUGGCGCAAAACGGCACAGCUCUGGAGCGCCUCCCACGGACGGCCGAGCCGGGUUACCUGGUGACCCGAGUGAUCGCCACGGACGCAGACGAUGGAGAAAACGCCCGGCUGUCGUACAGCGUCAUCAGCGGGAAUGAGCUGGGCAUGUUCAGGAUGGACUGGCGCACUGGAGAGCUCCGUACGGCACGGCGCGUCGGAUCCAAAAAGCGUGACCCGACGCAGCGGCCUUACGAACUUCUAGUGGAAGUACGUGACCACGGGCAGCCACCGCUGUCCGCCUCAGCCACCAUUAGCAUCGUGCUAGUGGACGCUGUGGCCGGAGGCGCGUCCGGCCGGUCAGAGAAAGGCGGGCACGCGCUCGGCGGUCACAGCGAGGGCACGCUGGACCUCACCCUCAUCCUCAUAGUUGCCCUCGGCUCCGUUUCCUUCAUCUUCCUCUUGGCCAUGAUAGUGCUUGCCGUGCGCUGCCGCAAGGACAAGAAGCUCGGCGCGCGCUCCUGCCUCACGAGGGGCGGGGACGACUGGUGCGCGUGUUGCGCGUGCACGUGCUGUGGAAUGAGCGGCGGCGGCGGGGUCGGCGCGGGCGCGCGCCGGGCGCGCAAAAAGAAGAAGCUGAGCAAGUCGGACAUCAUGCUGGUCCAGAGCGCGGCGGGCCAGAGCGCGCACGCGCAGGUGCCCGUGGAGGAGUCGGGCAGCUUCGGCGCGCGCCACCUCCACCGCAGCGCGCAGAACUACUGCUACCAGGUGUGCCUGACGCCCGAGUCCGCGAGCACCGAGCUGAUGUUCCUCAAGCCCGGCGGGAGCUCAGACGGCGCGGUGGGCGCGAGCUUCGCGGAGCAGCAGCAGCAGCAGCCGGACAUCAUCUCCAACGGCAGCAUUCUGUCCAGCGAGACUAAACACCAGAGAACAGAACUCAGUUACCUGGAUAGACCACGGCGUGUUAACAGCUCAGCGUUCCAGGAGGCGGAUAUAGUGAGCUCUAAAGACAGCGGGCAUGGAGACAGCGAGCAGGGGGACAGUGACCACGACGCCACCAACAGGGGGCACUCCACGGGGGCGGACCUGUUCUCGAACUGUACAGAUGAGUGUAAGGCGCUGGGUCACUCUGACCGCUGCUGGAUGCCUUCCUUCGUGCCCGGCGACGGUCGCCAGGGCGGCGAUUACCGUAGCAACCUACACGUGCCAGGAAUGGACGCAGUGCCGGACAGUGAGGUACAGGCGGGCGUAGCGCCGGGCAUGCUGGGAGAUGACCGCUCAUUCUCCACGUUCGGCAAAGACAAGUCACACCACGGCACGCUCACACCACAUGAUCUGCUCUUACCCAGCGCCAGAGCGCCUUACAAACCCUCCUACCUGUCACGCAAAAGGAUUUCCUAGCACGUUCCGCGUGGACAUGUCCGAAACGGCAUGAGCUUCUUCUUCUUCUUCUUCUCCUUCUUCUUCUUCUUUUUUGCACAGUAAAGCGAGCGGCCAAAAGCAACGUUUUUUGUUUUUGUUCUGUUUUCCGUUUCCUUGUUUUUCCUGAUCAAGCUGGCUCGCUGGUGCUGGGCCUGGACGUUGAGACGCACCAGCAGCCUCCAGGACCUUCUCAGCAGGACUGAGGAAAAGAAACAGAAAAAAACGGACAGAGCGGAAGAAAGACGGAAAGACGAAAACUUCUGAAAACGUUCCACCGACCUGAGCCCUUUAUCUGUCUCAUAAACACACAGACGUGAGAACACUGUACAAUCUGACUGUACAAAGCGCAGCCCGAACUCUCGGUUCUAGACUGUUUUUCUAUCGUUUAUUUUGUUUUUUUUUCUUUUUUCGUGGGGUCAAGUGUUUUUUCCUGGAGCUAUUAUUAUUAUUAUUAUUAUUAUUAUUAUUAUUAUUACUCUAUUUGUAAACAACAACACACGGAUGGAGGAUGGAGAAAAAGAAAGAUGGAUGAACGAAUGAACGAUGGCGUGAAACGUUUUCGAACCCGAAAGGAAAAAAGAGAAAACUCCGUCCGGUUCCGUGCUUCUCUUCAUGUCUGCAAAGUGUGUACUGUACUCUUUUACAAGCUUCAAAACUGACUACACAUUUAUCUCUAUAAAUAUCUAUAUAUCUAUAUCUAUAUAUAUCUAUAUAUAAUGUUUUUUUGUUUUUUUUUAUUAUUAUUAUUAUUUCCAAUCUGUGUAGCUCAUCGUUUAAUUUAUACACCGUAUUGCCAUAAAUACGAAGACGAAAGUGCUGAAAAUGUAUUAAAACAUUCGGGGCUUCUAAACUGUGUGGCCUAAUUGCCUAAUUAAUCAAUUCAUUGGGUAACACUUUAUAAAAAACAGGCCACCUAUAAACAACUUAAUCAUUUUCUAAUAGUUAUUAAUGACUGUUAAUAAUUAUGAAAUUGUUUUGUUUUCAUCAAUAAAUGAUAUAAUUUGAACUACAA